Messenger RNA from Chara braunii, 1646 nucleotides. Lineage: Eukaryota; Viridiplantae; Streptophyta; Charophyceae; Charales; Characeae. The record is from the annotation of a GenBank genome assembly.
GCGAGAGUCUGGUGUAGAAGAGGGCAGACAGGUACGGUAUCUUCGAUUGGAGGGAGGAGAGAGGGAGAGGGGGAGAAAGGGGAGGGAGGGAAGGAGGUGUUUGUUUGUUUGUUUCAUGCUGAAGCGAAGGGGAGAGAGAGCGGAGGAGCGGACGGCGCCGUCCGCGUUUGACUGAGCUGGACGAGCGAUGGCGUCGGUGGAUCUUGAAGGCUCUGGAGAGGCAUGCUGCAGCGAUGAGGAAGGAGAUAAGAGGAAUGGGAUAGCCUCCGGGAACUCCAAUGCUGACGGCGAUGGCGUCGUCAGACUGCCAGACCCGUACGACGAGGAAAAGUAUCCCGAUCGGCAAGGAGAAGAUCCCGAUCGACUGUCCGUAAAGCAAGUUGCCGAAAACGGAAAGGGAUCCCGAUCGGCGGAGGAGGUGGAGCAGCAGCAGGAAACGGAUCCCGACCGGCUUUCCGUAACGGGAUUUGCCGAAAAUGGAAAGGGAGACGAGGUCGCGGAGGAGGACGAGCAGCAGCCGGAAAGGGAUCCCGAUCGACUUCCCGUUACGGAAGUUGCCGAAAACGGAAAGGGAUCCCGAUCGCCGGAAGAGGUGGAGCAGCAGCAGGAAACGGAUCCCGACCGGCUUUCCGUAACGGGAUUUGCCGAAAACGGAAAGGGAGACGAGGUCGCGGAGGAGGACGAGCAGCAGCCGGAAAGGGAUCCCGAUCGACUUCCCGUUAAGGAAGUUGCCCAAAACGGAAAGGGGGAUAAGGUCCAGGGGCAGGAGCAGGAGGAAGCGGAGAACGACAGCGAGGUGGAUGGCGAUGGUGAUGACGAUGAUGCCGAUGAUGACGACGAAGAGGAAGGCGAUGAAGACGACGAGGAUGAAGAUGAAGAGGUGGUCGGCGCCCUUGAUUGGUGCGAUCUAAGGGACGAUUUGCAGUCACGUGGGAGGUUGCAUGGUUCAGGUUCGUAUGGGGGCGGAUACAGUGUGCAGAAUAGACCCAAUGCAUUUGGAGGGGCACAUUCACACAAUGCAGGAUCGGCGGGACCGACGCCAAGUGGGAUGUUACAGCCGCGCGGAGUGCGCAAUCAACACAAAUUUGCAGGCCGAAUUCAUGUUGGCCCAUUGGAGGCAGGGAAGGUCAGCGCCUAUGAGAUUGGAGCCACGUCAGUGAAAGAAUGCUCGAGACGGGAAGUGGAAGGACGUGUUCGAGUCGUCGACAAAAGCGACAGGGCAACGGUCGAGCAGGCUCUAGAUCCACGGACAAGGAUGGUGCUCUUUAAGAUGCUGCACAAGGGUGUUUUCUGCGAAAUCAAUGGAUGCAUCUCGACUGGGAAAGAGGAGCGGACAAGGCCUCAGUAGCUUGGUUUUCUUUCUUCACUUUGUUUUUCUUUUCUCCUGAGAUCUAAGAAUCUUGGCUCUUUACCCGUCCAUCCCUUCAGGAGGUCUUGGGUUCUAUCCCCUCUGGUCUCAUGUACCUUCCUGGGCAAGCUUGGGGCCCGCCACCUUGAGAUAGCCCAUUGGUCCACCCGAGCGGCAUUGAGCAGGACUCUUGAUGUUCGCAGGGGGAGGGGACCGGAGGGGAGGUACAGCAACUGGCCCAUCACAGAAGCUCGGUCCUGAUGCUACCGGCUAACCCCUGGCCGGUAUCGCCCACGUG